Messenger RNA from Oncorhynchus masou masou (cherry salmon), 539 nucleotides. RefSeq names its product neogenin-like. Bases 1 to 510 code for a protein of 169 amino acids. Gene Ontology annotation, cellular component: plasma membrane; axonal growth cone; cell surface. NCBI's taxonomy places the organism in Eukaryota, Metazoa, Chordata, Actinopteri, Salmoniformes, Salmonidae. Gene Ontology annotation, biological process: neuron migration; axon guidance; cell-cell adhesion. The transcript is spliced from 3 exons. The record is from RefSeq and is a predicted model, not a curated record.
AUGUAUAACUUCUCCAUGGGAACGCGACGGGACAACUGGCGUUUUGAGAUAGAGAAAUUACCCCCAGAAGGCACGGCGGCGAGGCCCUUCAGCCCCUUCUGGUUCUCGGUGGAGCCGUGGGACACACUGGCUGUGAGAGGUGCCCCAGCACUGCUCAACUGCUCAGCGCACAGCGGGGACCCUGCCUCGGAGCCCACUGCGCCCCAGGCCCGUGUGGAGUGGAAGAAGGAUGGAACCUUCCUGAGCCUGGCGCCAGACGACGGACGGCGGCGUAUUCUGCCUGACGGCUCGCUGCUCAUCUCUAGCGUGGUGCACUCCAAGCACAACAAGCCCGACGAGGGCACGUACCAGUGUGUGGCCACCAUCGACAGCCUGGGAACCAUCGCCAGCCGCACCGCCCGCCUCACCGUGGCAGCUAUCCCCCACUCCACUCGAUCACAUGGACUGACCAGACACUAUCAUCAUGGGAAAUCUCCUGACCCAUCAGGUCACACUGCCGCAUCAAAAUAAUCAACCUCAAGAGAGCGUGCAUGUCUGUG